Lymnaea stagnalis (great pond snail) is the source of this 11858-nucleotide messenger RNA. The record is from the annotation of a GenBank genome assembly. NCBI's taxonomy places the organism in Eukaryota, Metazoa, Mollusca, Gastropoda, Lymnaeidae.
GAUACCAAAUAGAUCGUGUGCAAAAUUAAGCAGGCAAAGGAAGGGUCUGCCAGGAUGACUAACAGAUUGCUUUAAAAUAAAAGAUGUUUUACACAGAGUCGUCGUAUGACUCUAUGAAGCCCUCUGUCACAUUUUAGUUGAACUGUAUGCCCCUUCCAUUAAAAGCUGAUACCAUCGGUGAGUAGCCCUUGCAACCAGUGAAAUAUCCUAGUCAAUACCAGGCACAGAAACAUCGUGAAUCCCCUCUACCUAAAUAGGAGCCAGAAUUAUCAAUACUUUGAUCACGGGGCCUUAAGAAAUAGAAGAAGCAUUAUAGUCACAUUAAAGAAAUAUUUAAGUUAACAAAUGAUACUUAGUGAAAUAAGACGUUUAAUUAAUUAAAUCAUAUUAUAUUUAUUUAGAUUGAGUUUAUUAAAUGUAUAACAUUUUUUUUAAUUUAUUAUAAUAAAAUAUGGCACUCUUUUUUAAAAUUAAGAAUAUAUAUUUUAGCUUUGUUUAAUAUUGUUGCUUGAAGGAGCGAUAAAUUGCAUAAUUAUGUUAACAGUUCAUGUUGACAUUAAUUUUGCCAAUCACAUAUGUUUUAAUUUUGUAGGUAUCCUUUUACAUUGAUUUUUAAUAACAGAUACAAAUGCAGAGUUUUGUAUGCUUAAAAAAAUAUUUUGUAUGUUUUUGUAAUUUUAUUCUAUUGUCGUUGGAUCUACAUAAUCCUUUUGACAACAGGAAAGAAAAAUAGUGUUAGUAUCAUAUGGAAAUCUGGCAAAUGUUGGGUGUAGACAUCGCCGUGUGCAAAAUACACAAACUGAAAUCGAGCGUGGUGAGGGGGAGCUGAGAAGUGGUUGUGAAAAUCGGAGGGUAAGGCAAAAUAAAAUUCAAUAUCAUGUUCUUAAUUAUUAUGUCCCUAAAAGUUAUAUUACUUAUAACCUAAAGGAGACAUUUCGUAAUUUUUGGUUUUUAUAAUUCUUGGUGUUGUGAGUGAGUUUAAUAUUCUGUGGCGUAGUCUUUCACGGUUACAAGUGCGCAAGUGGGUUUGUAAGCCGUAAGCCUAAUAAAGAUUGCUGUUAACUUAAUAUUAUUAUAUCAUAAAAGUAAAACAAAUAUUCACUUCUGUUUAAUUUAUUGGAUGCUAAAUUUAAACCGCUGUAUUAAGAUAAUCAGUUUUCAAGAAGAAAUCGUGGAAGCUGGAAUGUUAGAGAAAAUUGUGCGAAAGAACUACUGUAAUUAUACAUAAGUUUAGACUUUGAUUCGACAUUCAAGUUUCAACUCCCAGUCCCAGUUGGCAUGAGUUGGUGGAUGUAGCUUAACCGUAACGGUUGAUUUUUUUUUUAAAAGAAGAAAACAAAGCAAAUGAAGGCAUCAUCUAUGUCAUAAUAGUCUAACAUUGAAUAGAGAAAUCUGUAGUCUAACAUUAAAUAGAGAAAUCUGUAGUCUAACAUUAAAUAGAGAAAUCUGAUAUACAGUUAGAGUUAGAAAAUACCAAGCCCAAAAUCCCCAUUAAAUGGGCCUACAAAGUUGGAUUAUUAAGAUUAAGCUUAAGACUGAGACAGCCUAAGUAUUAAGUCUGGCUAUUAUUGAGUAGCUUACUUAAAAAUUUUGUAAUUUGAAGAGAACAAAUUGAAAUGCUCAGAUGACUCAGUAUGUUAUGUUACCCAUGUAAUUAGGUACUUUGACACAAAAUUUAAAUAUUGUCUGAUUGCCAUGAAUGAUACAUCAUUUUAAAGGGCUAGCUAUAAGCUUUACAACAACACCAAUUUCAUCUUUCUAUCUUUUAUAGAAGUGGAGUAAUGAUUUUUUUGGUGAUUUUUUUAAAACCCCUUUCUUUAUCUUAGUAUUUAACUCAAAAAACGUGUGACCCACUUAACAAAUUUCUGCCUUAUUUUGCCCAAAACUUUUUAAUUUUAAAAGAUAAUGCUACCAAAUUUUCAGGAGACAUUCUCAAUGCAAUAUACAACACAAUAAACAAAAAAACUUUUGUAUAACAUCAAGACUUAUUUUUGUAGAUAUUUAUUUAAAGGUAUGUUCAGAAAAAAGUGAACAGAAAUAUUGGGAAAAUCAUUAUUUAUACAGGAAAAAAAUAACAUGUUUAUUGAAUUUUAACUAAUCUUAUUAUGCUUGUGUUAAAUCUAAUAUCAAUUAUUCUAUUUAUUAAAAGGUAAUUAAGUCUUUUUUAUAUAUAAUAUUGAACGCAUAUAAUUAUAAAUAAAAACUACUCAAAUGUUAUAGCCUAAAUUCAAGACGAAGUAGUUUUGAAGUAGUCUAGUUAUAGUUAACAGUUAAGUUAAAAUUUAAAGGCUAGUUACUAAUGACUACUACUAACUACUAGUACUAGUGGUAAUUUUAUAGGCAGUGUCUACACAUAUAUCUCCCGCACUAUUUGUCCGGCGACCAAGUCUCAUGACCGCCGUAACAAAGUGGCGAGAGAUAUCUUGUCGGUCAGCCUUGUCACGUGACUGCGAUACCAAGUAAUGUACUGAGUAUCUUGAAUGCAAAUAAUAGUAAAAAACUUAAGUAAAAGUGGCUUGUAAACAUUUUUGUUUAGUUUGUGAUUUGAGUUUGUGCACCAGUAAUCCGUAAAAUAAAUUAGGGGCCAGUGUGGAGUAAGCAGCCAAUAAAAGUAAAAGAUUUCAUUUUAAAUUGUUACAAAAUAUUUUAAAACUUUUCAUGAAACUACUGUUGCUGAUGAACAUGAUAAUAUAAAUAUAGUAUAAAAUAUUUUACAUUAAAAUGGGAGUAAAAAAUUUAAAUGAGACCGGCAUUCAUACACCAAUUGGCAAUACUCCUCUAAUUUGAAGUAAAAGGGGUGUUUAAUUCAGCAUCCAUUAACAUUUUAAACAAAUUUACCUAAUAUUUAAUGACUCUGAGAGGUGAAAAUGAAGACAAAGUUUUCAGAACUUACCUAGCGCUUAAGGCACUGGAGCAAUGUGUGUGACUGACAACUUAACAAAUCAACUAAUUUAAAACAAAGCUUAUUAAGCCCUAGGUUUAGCUUUUUUGUCAAAUUAUAUUAUUAAAUGUCAUGUCUUUAGAUUUUUAUCAUUUACAUGCUUUUAAUCUUCAGAGUAGAAACGUCAGCAUGAGUGGAGGAGAUUGUUACAAGUGUGGAAGGCCUGGUCAUUGGGCCAGAGACUGCCGCAGUGGCCCAGGUGGGGGUGGUGGUGCAGGAGGCUUUAGUGGGCGAGAUCGUGGUGGUGCUCGCAUGGACUUCAGAAAUGGGAGAGGAGCUGGUGAGGGUACAGACAUUUUUAUUCUCUUGCAUGCCUACAUCAUAUUUAGUUUUCCCAUGGCCUUUAAAGAAGAUGAUUAAUAAUUUUAAAGUUAUGUCUUUGUGGCAUGCAAUUUUUAACUCAUUCCUGUUUCUUGGUUGAACAACUUGUUUCCACAUUAUCACCCCGCUGUGUAAUGUGUGAGCUUGCUACCAUGGUUCAAUUAAUUUAAAUGGGGUGUAACAGGCUGCAACUGCCAAGAUCUAAGAGAUGCAUAUCAUUGUAAUCAGCUGUAAUGAGUUAAUGCAAGAUAUCUUUAGAGCUUUUUUUUUUUCAAAAGCUACUUCUUAAGAAAGAUUUUUUGUUGUCAGUUGCUUUAUAUCAGAAGUUCCGUUCAUAUGUUAAUUUUUUAAUCUAUAAAUCCCUUUAUUUGUAUGUUUCAUUUAGACAUUUUUGUUUCUCAGGCUAAAUUUCAUCAGUUGUGUUUAAAUUUAACCCCCUUAAUACUUACUUAGUAGUCUAAUUAGAUGUUCAUAAUAAUUUUAUUUUUAUUUUAUUUAUAUAUUCCUGCCACAGAUAAAUGCUACAAAUGUAACAGACCUGGUCAUUUUGCAAGAGAAUGUAGAAUGGACCAAGACCGUUGCUACAAAUGUAAUCAAUUGGGUCACAUUGCCAAAGAAUGUGAAAAAGAUAUUGAUUCAGGUUUGUAACAUAGUAUAAAUAACAGUUGUUCGAAUGGACAAUCAGUAGUUUGCAUAUUAAUUGGAAAUAAGCCUUUAUCUGAGUCUGCUUUUAUAAGGGAUGGAGACAUAACUACUAUAACUGCUUAAAUAAAAUUAAGUAUGGUAGUAAUAACUUAAUACUGUAUGUUGAUUUGUAUAAAUUAGGCCUCAAAUUUUUGUAUCAACAUUUUUUUUUUUAAUACAAGGUAGUAAAUACUUUUAAAAAAUUUGUUUAUGACUGCUAAUCCAUUCAACUUGGCAACUCAAAUAUUCUACAUUCUGAAAACUCAGAGCAACAGGAAAAGCUCUAGGUUUUUUUAAAUAUAUAUCUAUCUCCUCAAAAAAACCAACAAGGUCCUUGUUUUGAAGUCCUUAAAAUAAAAUUGUAUUCAUAUUUGGUUGCUUUAUUUCAUUUUUUCAAUGCCUGGUCCUUUGUAAAAAAUCUAAAUGGCGAUCACAGAAAAUUAUCAUGUAUUCAAAUGAAAAUUUUUCUCUAAGCAAUGUAAUAUAUAUCAUUGGGCAAUAAGCUUUACUGGCCUCGUAUAGUUUUAAACUUUGCAAGACUUUGGUGUUUCUUAGCUAGUUUUGAAAUAAGCAUAUCAAGGAUACUGAUUUCGAUGUUGGAGUUGCAUGGAUUAACUCUCAUUUAAUUAGUUAAAUUUACUGUUCUUUAUCUUACCAUGCUUUGCCAUUAUAUAAUUAUAAAAAAUAUUUUGAAAAGCCAUUAUCAUAAUGAUGUUAGUCCAUCCUGAAAAAUUUCCUAGUAGGUUGGCAUUUCAAUCUCCUGGUAUAUGAAUUGGACAUACACGGACUUUAAACGAACUGUUUAAAUUACUAUUACUGAUAAGUGAAACUUUAUCCUCAUUGAAUUGCUCGAGUAACUUGUGCAUUUUGUUACCCUUUAACUAGAAAAUAUACGCUGUUGAGUAUCAUUGUGAUAAAAUUAUUUCCAUCCCAUUUAAGAAUUGUAUAAAUUCUACAAUUCCGGGUCAAUUUACUUAUAUUCAGUGGGUUUUUUUUUUAACUUAUCCGUAAGCUUUAUGUAAAAAAAUUAUUUCCAGCUUACAUGAUUUUUUCUAGCAUUAAUUACAGUUGGAAGUUACAAUUUAAACUAGAUAAUACUUAAACUAAUUUCUAUGUUGCAAAGCUUUUAUUGUUUUGUUGUGAUGAAAAAUAAGCUGAGUAAUUAUGAACUAUAAUACAUAUUGUUUAGAGUUUCCUAAAUGGAAUUGUAAAGUUACUUAACAGAGCCUCAUGGUAGAACUAACCAACAGACUGAUUAAUAAAAGCCUUAUCAAUCAUUUAAUUUGAAAGGUAUAAUUCCCCUGAUUUUACCUUUGUUGCAUCCACGACAGGUUUGAUUGAGGGUAAGAAGCUCGGCAACGUUGACAAGCCUCGGCAGAUGAAAACAGGUCACACAAAGCACUGCCAAUAUUGACUUUUUUAAAAACAAUUAGUUUCAUGUUUUGCCAAAACUAACUUUGCAUUUCAAGAAUUUCCCAGUUGUGAUAGUAAUCAUCGCUUUUGAAGCUGCUGGGCAAGGAACUCCCAAUUUUCAGAGGGACAUACUAAUACUUUUUUUUACACCGAUUAUAAAGAAGUAACAGUUACUUAGAUUUUUCAUUUUAAAAAGACGUUUGGUUUUUACUAGCAUCUGGCUAAGAUUUAAAGAAAGAAGAAUACGGUUAAUUUUUAUUUACAUUUUUACUUCCUUUUGAUGAAUUUUAUUUUUGUUAUAACAGUUUCGAUUCUGUUAUUUUAAUCCUUACUUCACAUAAAAUUAUCCCUGUUUUGACACGUUAGCUUACCAUAAUUUUUACUGUGUGGUUAGAAUAAUAGGUCAUUGUGAAAAGGAGAUUGAAAUGUUGAUCCUCUAGUCUAGAUGCUUAGGUGUUAAAAUACUUUUGAGAUAUGGAAUCCUUUUACUCUCCUAUUGUUGCCCUCCUUAACAUGUCACUACUAGCCUAAAAAUGUACAAAUGAUCGCCAAAUUGAUUUUUUAUAUUUUUUAACUUCUAUUUUUGUUAAUUAGGUGCUUGUUACAAUUGCAAGAGUCCUGGACAUGUUCAACGUGACUGUCCUGAGGUUAGCAGUCGACCAUGUUAUAGAUGUGGUGAAAAUGGUCAUUUGGCCAGAGAUUGCCCUGAAGACCGUGGCCCUGAUGAUCGAAAAUGUUACGGCUGUGGUGGAUUUGGGCACAUUUCAAGAGAAUGUCCUACUGCCCAACGCAGUAUGGCUAGGGAUUGUUACAGGUAUAUUUUUACUAUCAUAUUGUGGUUUGAGAAAUCGGCAAUAUUUCUCAUAGUGCUUUGCUAUAUUUUUUACUUAUUUUAAGGUACAAAGUACUGGUUUAAAUUUAGUUGUUAAAGAAGCUCAGCUUGAAGUACAAAAUAUUUUUCAUUGAUUCGCAUGUUUGGUGCUAAAAAAUAUUGAAUGGUGAACAUAUAUAUUGAAAAAAGUAUUAGAGUAUUUUUUUUACAAACAUUUUUUGGCAAGCACUCUACGGCAAAUGAACUAGAGCUAUGUUUUAAUUUCAUAUUUAAUUGCAAUGUGUAUAGUCAAAAUAAAGGCUAGGAAAGUAGAAAUCAAAUUUGCUAAAUUUUGGCCGACCGAGAUGAGAAAUUAAAAGUUGACUUUUAUUUAUAUUAGCAUCUUUGAUUUUUUUUUGCCAAAAGCAUGUUUAUGUAAGUUUCCAAAACCAGGCCUCAGAAUAACAUGUAAAUAGUUGACUUUAAACACUACUGGAACAUAUUUUUUUAAUUUUUUGUAACUGUGCGGUAUUGUGUUGUUGAGUCAAAAUUUAGUGGUGUCUUAAUCUGCUAUGAAAUCUUCUAUUUUUAGGACUGUUUUCUGCAUUCUUCCUUUUAAUUCUAAAAUAAGAUUUUUCUUAACUUUACAAAUAUUUAUUUUCCUCUGACGAUGGUGUAAAAAUCUAAUUAAAUUUUGAUUAUAUUGACAUACAAAUGGCUUUAUAAUUUGAUUUGCGGCCAAUAAAAAUAGCUGUUGUGCUUGGGCAAUGCAGUAGGUUUUAAUAACAGCACAUAAUUAGAUAUAAGGAAGUCUAUAAAUUUUAUACCUUGGUCAGAUUGCAUUUAUGAGUUACAAGUUCUUCCUUGGGUUGUUGACCAGUGAUUGGUUUUUGUUGUGCUAUAGUUAAAUUUUACUAAUUUUUUAAAAUUGUAAUAGACAUAGUUAUUCUGAUGCCUGGUUGAUAAUGAGUUUUUAAAGAGGUGGCUCUUGUGGAGAGGGAGGAGGAGGAGAUUUGAGAUGGUGAUUAUCAUCUGAACAGGGGAGGAGUUGGGCCCAUUCGCUCUGCUAGAGACAGACCUGCUCGAAGCAGUGGGCCAUAUCGAUGGUCCGCUGACAGUGGCCGUGGCAGGGAGGUGAAGUGGAACUAGGAAGGAAUGUGAAAAAGAGGAAAGAUGGCGGCCAGGAGAGGUGAGGAAAGAGGAACUCUUGGCGGAAUAGAGGAGAGGAGAGAAGUAGUUGGAAGUUGCUUUUGGUGUUUGUUUUUUUUUUCCCCUAUGAUGUGAAAUGGUUGGUAACCAUUUAAAAGUCCUUGUAAAUUUCUGGUGAAAGGGUGAAGAGACAGAUGUAAAUAUAAUUCAGCAUUUAAAAAAAUACAUCUAUGGAGCCUUUUUUUCAUUACUAAAGCUUAAGAUUGAUAGCAAAAGUGGUCAUUAAAAUGUGUACAGAAUUGGGUAGUGGCAGAUUAUUGCACAUUUUAAAUAGCUAUUUUUGCCUUCAAAGUUUUCAGUGUUAUUUUUUAAAGAUCUACUUUUUGCUGAAGGAUUGGCAAAUGUGAUAACCAUAUGGAAAAAACGUGAUAAUUGACAAAUUUAAUUUAUUGCUCGUCCAGUUUUCUGUGCUUACUUCAGGUGAAGAGCUAUUUUCUGCUCGGGUAGUAGCAGUCAACCAUAACUUAUGUUAUAACGUUUCUGUAUAUUUGUAUUUCUUUUUCAAAUAUAGAUAUGUAAGUAAUAUGGAACAGUUUCAUCAACCAAACAUGUCGAAUCCAUUUAAAAAUUAGCUUAAAUUAUUUAAACUAAUUGUCUAUCAAAUAGUUUGUCUAUUUAUUUCCUUUUACUUUUUCUCACUUUAUAAGUGGGUAAUCGUCAUAAUAUUUUGUUCCUCAUUACUUACUUAUUCACUUAUUUUGGACAGGUGUGGAUCAACUGAUCAUUUGGCUCGGGACUGUCCAGAUGCAUCCAGCAAAACUCAAUGCUACAACUGCAACCAAAUGGGACACAUAGCUCGAGAUUGCCCAAUUGACUCAAAUGACUUGGUGGCAGCAGCUUAAAAAGACUGAGCUGUGCUUGAUAAUUGUUGCUCAUAUUUUACUGGAACGCCAAUUUUAAAAUAUUUUUUUUUUGCUCUUCAGGAUUGUGUAUCAGUUGAUACCUUUCAUUACAGUUGUUACUGUACCUUUUUUUUUUCCAUCUUAAGGGAUUGUUUAACUUGUGUAAGCUUAAAUAUAGUUAAAUGUUUAUUACAAAAUAAUUGAAUGGGUAUUUGUGUGACAGUCCUGUUGUGGAGUUGCUAUCAAACAAGAUGCUAUUUUUAUUUUCUCCCAAGGGAUUAACCAGUAUAUAUUAUUUUGUAAAUAAGAAAUCUCGCUGAAGGAUUUUAAACACCAAUGUUUUGUCUUUAUUUAAAAAAUUUCAUAUUUUAAACAAAUUAUUUUCAUUUUGCGUCUCAAUUGUAUUUAGUUAUUAGUCUGAUACAGAGUAAUUUGAUAACAAAUCUUGCUUGUAUUGUUUUGAAUUACUGUUUAAAAAAUUGCCAUUCAUCAAACAUUAAUUACAUUUAAGCAUAGCAAGAUGUUACAUGGGCACUUCGUCUUUUCAGAUUAAAUUUUCAGAUAUUUUUCCUUAUUAUUUGAUGGUAUAUUUCACUCAUGUGCAACAGUUUGAUCGCCAUUUUUACCCCAUUGUCUGAGUGCCAGCUAGUUGCUGCUUUGUGUCUGGUUUUGUUUUUUAAUUACUACUAAGAUGUACAUUAUCUAUCUAAAUGUCAAGGUAAAGGUCUUCAUUUCAUAAUUUUACCAGUUGUAGAAAAUUUGUCUUGAUUAUGUGGAUCAAUUAUUUUACUGCUGAAAAGACUACAAUAGAAAAAACUCUUUGACUUACCGUACAUUAAAAACUACAUUUCUUUACAGUUUAAGGUCUUCAGCAAGCUACCAAGUGGAACAUUAUACAUUUUCUAUUAUAGCUAUAAUGUUUGCAAUUAUUUUAUAAUUUUGAGAUGUAGUCUAAGAAGUAAAAAUUACUCUGUAAACAAAUAUUGUGAUCAAUAGUAUACUUUACAAUGGCUUAGGAUGAAAAUAUUCACAAUGAAAACUCUUGAUCAAUCUAGUGCUGGAGAAAAGAUUCUUAUACAAGUACCAGGCUUGGCAAAAUAAUUUUUAUUGCAUGUAACACACUUGUAUAAUAAAACUUGGAUGGUUAUAUAGUUUAUUUUUAAAUCACAACAUUAUGGUCAUGGCUUGUUUUUCUUAGUUUUAAUUUCACUAGUUAAAUUUAAAUAAAUUAAGCAUUUAGUUGGUUCAUGUACUUUUCUUUCUGUUAAAAAAAAAUAGCUGUGACCAAAUGAAAUUAUAGACAUAAAAUCAUAAAUUUUUACUCCCUGCACUUAGCCACACAUUGUUAAAUGUAAGGUUUUUUAAUUUUUUUUUUAAUUAACAAGACCAGGUUUUUAAUUUUUUAAAUUGUGAGAUGGGAUGAGCAGGUUUGUCCAUUUUAAAAGAAUGAGUUGGUGGUGAUGCAUUCAGCAGAGGUGAGGUUCAUAAAGGCAGCUGUUCCUCGACUAAGUUACAUACUUGGUAUUCCAACUGUUUGAUUGGCAUAUACAUUUCACAGAUUAUUUUGGUGGAUUGAAGAAUAAACCAUCAUUUUGUAAUAAUAAAUCUACAAAAUGUGCUGUGCUUUUUGCGCAGUUAAUCAGUAUGGAAUAUUGUGUGUUGCUUUAUACAAGUGAAGCAGAGGGGGGUUUGUAAAUAAGAAAUAAAACUGUUUGUACUGAAUCUCUUUUGUUGUUUAAUUUAUUUUAAAUGUUACAGCCUGGUAUUAAUCUGAAUUCUUUAAAUUACAUAUAAAAACAUUGAAAUUGGAAAGAGCUACUUUAUAAGUUGGUGAGCUGUGCAGUGUUCUAUAACUGUACUCUAUAACAGUGAUUGGAAUUCCCAAGAUGCUUUUAAGUAAAGUAGACCUUAAAAAAUAUAUGGCUUUCUGUUUAAUUUUGUAACACUGUUCAUUAUUGUUAAACUAAGGAUUAGCCAAGUUCAUAAUGAAUAGGAAGGGAAAAUGAAGUAGGUGUCAAUUUUCAAUACUAUUUAUAUGACGCAUUAGUAUUCAGCAGUUUAUCCAACUAGCUUGCAAACUCCAUCGACAGAAAAAGGUUCAUUAUUUUUCAACAGUUAUAAACUAAGCAGGUUCUGGUACCGACAUUAAUAUCUGCUGAAGCAUGACUGAGCAGGACGCUCUUGCACUGCCGCUCACGAAGAACAGCGUCCAAGACCCCGAUCCGACACAUUCGUAACCGUUAAAGUCAAACCAGGAUCAAGGACCCCCCCAUUGAUAAGCAAUGGAUGCGGAUUAGGUACCAGACCUUGAUUAAAGUUAAGAUUGGUGGUACUGUCAUGAUUUACUAGGUAAAUGAAAGCCAUAUGCUGAUCACUGUACCUGUAUACCGGUACUAUGGAGUUGAAAUGCUAAACUCUGAAAAAGUUUUUUUAAAAGAUUUUUUUUUUUUUUUUAAAUCAGCUUUUAUUAACUUUUAAAUUUUAAUUGGCCAGAGACUGGGGAUUUUUAACCUUGCACUUUUAAAUAUUCAUUUGUUAACCAUUACCUCAAUCAAUGAACCAACACCCAGGGGUUUACAAAGAGUGUGCCCUAUCCACGGCCAUCAUUUCCUUGUGAUGGCUUAAGCAAGAGGCACUUGAUAUGUUUUCUACAAUACCGAAAGGCUUUGUUGAUGAUGUUUGGAAAUUUUAUGUUCAGUUUUCAGUAUCUUUCUCAGGCAGGUGUUUGUAAAGGUCUAUAUUUUCACUGUCCGCCAAGUUUUGACUAUAGAAAAGGAAUUAGAAAUUUGUAUUGAAAAUAUUAAAAAUUUUUUUUUUAACUUCUGAAUCCCAGAUUUUCUCCACAAAUGCUGACUGCUGACCUUGCCUUUCUAAUUCUGGACCUGAAAUCUGCUUCAUUUAUUUCAAGGUAUUACAUAAACAAGCAGGUGAAGGCCUCCAUAUCUUCCUGUUCAUGUGUACUUGGUCAGUUGUCUUGCUUCUAUAUUAUAUAUUUCGGUCCAAACUGUGCAGAAAUGGUGGAUGCAUCUCUUGCCUUUUUUGUUGGUUGCGGGACAGUAUUGCAAUUGUUAACUGCACUGUCUAGUAUAUUCAGUAAAGUUGAGGUUAUUCGACUAAAUGAAAGACAUCAGCUGUGAAAUUCACAUAAAAUUGUAUUUUUCAUGAUUGGAGAAAUAAUCCCUUCCAGCAGCCAUUUGGGCAUGUGCCCUUCGGCUGGAGGCCAUAAUGAAGAAUUUUCACAAUCUUCAUACUUCAUAGUUGUUUGUAUAGAUGAAGAUGGUGUUGGUGUAGUCUGGUACCGAUAUUUUUGGUAGGUAGUUAAGGUGUAAGUCCAGAGGUGCUGGGCAGUGGAGAUGGUGAUGUAUUACUGUCUCAUUUGGGUGUCUGCAGAGGGGUCACAAGAUAAAACACCAGUGUGCCACCCAUGCUGAGAUAUCAUCUUCUUAAAGUUACUUAAACUCCAUAUUUUGAUCAUAGUGAAAAGUAUCAGAAUUCAAAAAAUGCAUCUGACAAAAAAAAUCUCUAUUUAAAAGUGACCUGAAAGAACAGGUUUUGACUGAAGAGCUAAAUAAUUCAGACAUGAAAGAGCAGGAUUUGAAUGAAAUAUCUUUCUCACUGUUUUCGUUCCAAGUCAAUU